Messenger RNA from Charadrius vociferus (killdeer), 713 nucleotides. RefSeq names its product gastric inhibitory polypeptide receptor-like. The record is from RefSeq and is a predicted model, not a curated record. Gene Ontology annotation, molecular function: G protein-coupled peptide receptor activity; peptide hormone binding; gastric inhibitory peptide receptor activity. The annotation marks the transcript as partial. Lineage: Eukaryota; Metazoa; Chordata; Aves; Charadriiformes; Charadriidae. Gene Ontology annotation, biological process: cell surface receptor signaling pathway; adenylate cyclase-modulating G protein-coupled receptor signaling pathway. The transcript has 6 exons. Gene Ontology annotation, cellular component: plasma membrane.
AUGCGCCACGCCAUGCCCCCUCGCCCCAUGCCGUGCCGUGCCCGGUGCCACCUCCCCGUCCCCGUGUCCCUGUCCCCGCAGCGGCAGGCCUGGCUGCUGGAGCAGUUUCGCCUCCUCUACACCGUGGGCUACUCCCUCUCCCUGGUCGCCCUCCUCCUGGCGCUGCUGCUGCUCCUGCUUUUCAGGCGCCUGCGCUGCACCCGCAACUUCAUCCACGCCAACCUCUUCCUCUCCUUUGUGCUGCGGGCGGGCGCCAUCCUGACGCGGGACGCGCUGCUGCAGCGGCGCCUACGCCCCGGCCCUGGGCACCCACUGCAGCUGCUGGGCCAGGAGGCAGUGGCAGGGUGCCGGCUGGCCCAGGCUCUCACCCAGUACUGCGUGGGGGCCAACUAUGGGUGGCUGUUGGCCGAGGGACUCUUCCUCCACAAGCUCCUGGUGUUGGCCGCCUUCUCCGGCGAGCGCUGCCUCCCUGCCUUCCUCCUCCUCGGCUGGGGAGCCCCCGUGCUCUUCGUGGUGCCGUGGGUGGUGGUGAGGUACCUCUAUGAGAAUGAGGGGUGUUGGGAGAGGAACGAGAAGGCUGCGGUGUGGUGGAUCAUCCGCUGUCCCAUCCUGAUGGCGGUGGCGGUGAACUUCGUGGUGUUCGUGCGCAUUGUCCGCAUCUUGGUGGCCAAAGUCCGAGCGCAUCAGGUGUCCCGCGGGGACACCAGGGUCAG